AUGGCGGAAGCUAAAACAGAACGUUUCACUGAUAUUGUGUUUUCUUGGUCGCUUGAAGACAUUUCCAAUGAAAAUCUUUACAAGAACCAGGUGGAAAAAAUUCCUGAAACAUUCCAUUCGGUUUGGCAAUAUUUUGGGUCUUAUUUAUAUCCUUUAUUGGAAGAAACUCGAGCACAGGUGCAUUCAAGUAUGGAAACUAUUGACAGAGUACCAUUUGCUGAAGUGGUUGGUUUUGAAGAAUGCAAUCCUCAUGGGCCAUAUGGGGAAAAUGUAUAUGAUAUCAGGGUUGAUUGCUGGAGAAACAGGUUCAGCGAUCGUGGAAAGGAACCAUACAAAACUUUGCCUGGGGAUCUUUUUGUCUUAGCAGAUGCCAAACCCGAAACAGUUUCUGAUUUACAAAGGGUAGGGAGAUCCUGGGCUUUUGUUUCAGUCAUUAAUGUCUCAGAAAAUGAGAACGAGGAUGAUAGUACUUCUCUUUAUUUUAAAGUGAAGGCAUCCAAAGAGUUUGAAGUCAACGAUAGCACUCACACAUCACUAUUUUUGGUUUUCCUGGUGAAUUUAAUCCCUAAUAGCAGAAUAUGGAAAGCAUUGAACAUGUCUGGAAAUCUGCAGAUUAUCAAGAAAGUUUUGUGCGCUGAUUCUGUGGCUCAGAGAAACAAUUAUCUCUAUUGUGAAAGGAAUGAUGGCAUCCGGGUUAAGUGGUUAGUUGAGAGUUUAUCAUCUGGAUUGAAUGAAUCCCAAACUGGGGCAGUUUUGGCCUGUCUUGAAAUGCUGCAUUGUGAUUCCAAGUCUACUGUGCAACUUAUAUGGGGUCCACCUGGGACAGGAAAAACUAAAACCACUGCUACUCUGCUUUUAACUCUGUUACGGAUGAAUUGUAGGACUGUUAUAUGUGCCCCAACAAAUGUUGCAAUAACUGAAGUUGCUUCUCGUGUUCUAAAGAUGGUAACUGAAGCAGAGUCCGAUUCUUUGUUCUGUUCUUUGGGAGAAGUUCUUCUAUUUGGGAAUAACGAGCGACUCAAAGUUGGUCCACACAUCGAAAAUAUAUAUUUGAAUUACCGUGUCAGAAAGCUAGGCGAGUGCUUGGGGCCAGUGACUGGUUGGAGGAGUUGCUUUGUUUCCAUGAUAGAUUUUCUUGAAGAUUGUGUUUCUCAUUACCAUAUUUUCUUGGAAAACGAGUUAACCAAAGAGAAAGAAGAUAAUGGUGUUGGUGAAGCGACAGAGAAAGAAUGCAGAAUUGACACUGAAGUUUUGAAGGGGAAGUGCAAAUCAUUUCUUGAAUUCUUCAUAGAUAGAUUUGUUUCUACUGCAUUACCGCUAAGAUAUUGCAUUUCUACCUUUUGUACCCAUAUAGCCAAAAAUUACAUUUCGGUACAUAAUUUCCAAAACAUGAUUUCACUCAUAGGCAUAGUGGAUUCCAUUGAAUUACUAUUGUUGCAAGGUAAUGUUGUUUCUGAAGCAUUGGAACACCAUUUCUCUCUUUCAGAAGUUGAAGAUGUGCCUGACUCAUUUAUAGAUAACUUGUUUCUGCUGUGCAAGAAGAGAAGAGAAUGCCUUUCAAUAUUACGUACUCUACAGGAUUCUCUUAGAGGACUUAUCCUUCCAAAUGUUCGAAAUGAAGAAUCUUUAAUGGAAUUCUGUUUUCAAAGAGCUUCCUUAAUAUUUUGCACUGCGUCAAGUUCCUAUAAGCUGCAUAGAGUGGAAAUGGAGCCACUGACCCUUGUUGUUAUUGAUGAAGCUGCACAAUUGAAAGAAUGCGAAUCAACAAUACCCCUGCAACUUCCAGGUGUGAAGCAUGCUGUUCUUGUUGGUGAUGAAUGUCAGUUACCAGCUACGGUGAAAAGCAAUGUUUCCAAUGAGGCUGGUUUUUCAAGAAGCUUGUUUGAGAGGUUGAGCUCAUUGGGUCACUCAAAACACCUUCUGAAUAUGCAAUACAGAAUGCAUCCCUCAAUAAGUUUCUUCCCAAAUUCAAAUUUCUAUAAUAACCAGAUCCUAGAUGCUCCAAAGGUUCAAAAACGAAGGCAUGAGAAAUACUAUCUUCCAGGGUCAAUGUUUGGUCCUUUUUCUUUUAUAAAUGUAAUUGGUGGAAGAGAGGAGAAGGAUGAGGAUGGACAUAGUAGAAAGAAUUUGGUGGAGGUUGCUAUUAUUGUGAAAAUACUGCGCAAUCUGUACAAAGAAUGGAUUGUUUCAAAACAAAAACUCAGUAUUGGGGUGGUAUCACCCUACGCUGCUCAAGUAGUUGCAGUUCAGGACAGACUUCGACAGAAGUAUGACAAGAUUGAUGGAUUUACAGUUAAGGUGAAGACGGUUGAUGGGUUCCAGGGUGGGGAAGAGGAUGUAAUUAUAAUGUCCACUGUCCGAUCUAAUAGUCAUCAAUCCCUUGAUUUUAUAUCAAAACUGCAAAGAGUUAAUGUCGCUCUUACAAGGGCUAGGCAUUGUCUUUGGAUUCUGGGAAAUGAAAGAACACUACUUGAUAGUGAAUCUGUUUGGAAGUCCUUGGUCCUUGAUGCCAAAAGUCGUCAAUGCUUCUUUAAUGCUGAUGAAGACAAGGAUUUGGCCAAGGCCAUAUUAGAGGUGAAGAAAGAGUUUGAACAAUUUGAUGAUUUGCUUAAUGCUGACAGCGUACUUUUUAGAAGUUCUAGAUGGAAGGUACUUUUCAGUGAUAACUUUCUGAAGUCAUUCAAAAAGCUCAAGUCAAUCCGUCUGAAGAAGUCUGUAUUAAAUCUUCUUCUGAGGCUUUCCAGUGGUUGGAGACCUAAGAAGCGAAAUGUAGGGACAAUUUGUGGAAGCUCUUCACCAAUCUUGAGGCAAUAUAAAGUUGAAGGUCUAUCAAUUGUUUGCACAGCUGACAUUGCAAAGGAUGUGAAAUACAUUCAAAUAUUAAAGAUCUGGGACAUAUUGCCUCUAGAGGAUAUUCCAAAAUUGGUAAAUCGCCUAGAGAGUAUUUUGAAAAGGUAUACAGAUGAUUUUAUCAAUCGGUGCAAGGAGAAAUGCCUUGAUGGUGACUUGGAAGUUCCGAAGAGCUGGCCACCCUCUUUGGAUGUUCCCCGGUUCAAGGAUCUUAGCGUCACUGAAAACCAGAGUGAUUUAGUUGGUGACGAUGAUUCUGAUGGUAGAAGUUAUGUUGAGAAUUCACAGGUCAGCGAGAGUUUGUUGCUCAUGAAAUUUUAUUCCUUGUCAACUGGUGUAGUAAACCACUUGCUGUCUGACCGCGAGGGUAGAGAGUUGGAUCUUCCAUUUGAGGUUACAGACCAGGAAAUGGAGAUUAUUCUUUAUCAUAGAAGUACGUUUAUAGUUGGACGGUCAGGAACGGGGAAGACCACAGUUUUAACCAUGAAAUUAUUUCAGAAUGAACAAUGUCACCAAUUGGCAGUGCAUGGAUGCCUUGGUAGUCCAAAUAGCAUGGUUGAGCAGAGUUCUUCAGCUACUAGAGGGAGGAACCUACACCAGAUUUUUGUGACCGUGAGUCCUAAAUUGUGUUUUGCCAUCAAGCAACAUGUUUUACACUUAAAAAGUUUUGCAUGUGGUGGAAGUGAUUCAACCGAAAAGAGUUUGAUUGAUAUGGCUGAUUUUGAUGAGGAGGAAGCCCAAUUCAAGGAUAUCAAGGAUUCAUUUCGUGAUAUUCCUCCCAACUCUUACCCUCUUGUUAUAACAUUCCAUAAGUUCUUGAUGAUGCUAGAUGGAACACUGAGUAACUCAUACUUUGAAAGAUUCCCUGAUGCAACAAAACUUACUCUCGGUCAAUUGCAAAGUUCAAGAUCAGUUGCGUUGCAGACAUUUAUAAGGACAAAGGAGGUUAAGUAUGACAGAUUCAGUUCAUCUUAUUGGCCCCAUUUUAAUAUCCAGUUAACAAAGAAGCUUGAUGCUUCAAGAGUCUUUACAGAGAUAAUAUCUCAUAUUAAAGGUGGUUUGGGAUCCAUAGAAGCAGGUGAUGGUAAACUCAAUAGGGAGGAUUAUGUUCAAUUGUCAGAGGGCCGGGCUUCCAAUUUAAGCAGGCAAAAGAGAGAAGCAAUAUACGAUAUAUUUCAGGCUUAUGAAAGAAUGAAGAUGGAAAAUGGUGAAUAUGAUCUGGCUGAUUUUGUAAUUGAUCUUCACCGCCGUCUCAGGCAUGAAAAAUAUGGGGGUGAUCAAAUGGACUUUGUUUAUAUUGAUGAGGUUCAAGAUCUUACAAUGAGUCAAAUUGCUCUGUUUAAACAUAUGUGCAGCAAUGUUGAGGAGGGUUUCGUUUUUUCGGGCGAUACUGCUCAAACAAUUGCAAGGGGUAUUGAUUUUAGGUUCCAAGACAUACGACAUCUGUUCCACAAGAAGUUUGUAUUGGAAUCAAGAAGUAAUAUGCAUGACGAAAGAAAAGUAAAGGGACAAAUUUCAGAUAUAUUUCAUUUGACUCAAAAUUUCCGUACCCAUGCUGGUGUACUGAAGUUAUCACAGAGCAUUGUUGAACUAAUCUAUCGCUUUUUUCCCCACUCUAUUGAUGUUUUAAAACCUGAAACCAGUCUUAUAUACGGGGAAGCUCCAGUUUUGCUUGAAUCUGGAGAAAAUGAAAAUGCAAUCAUAAAAAUAUUUGGAAAUAGUGGAACUGACAGUGGAAAUAUAGUUGGCUUCGGUGCAGAGCAGGUUAUUUUGGUGCGAGAUGAUGGUGCUAGGAAAGAAGUUUCCAUGUUUGUUGGGAAACAUGCUCUUGUCCUGACCAUUGUGGAGUGCAAGGGCCUCGAGUUCCAGGACGUACUCUUGUACAACUUUUUUGGUUCAUCACCAUUGAAAAAUCAAUGGAGGGUAAUAUAUGAUUACAUGAAGGAACAAGACUUACUUGACUCAACACUACCUAAGCGCUUUCCAAGUUUCAAUGGAGCCAAGCACAACAUCUUGUGCUCUGAACUAAAGCAACUAUAUGUAGCCGUUACUCGUACCAGACAGAGAUUGUGGAUUUGUGAGAAUGCAGAAGAUCUCUCCAAACCUAUGUUUGACUAUUGGAAGAAGAAAUGUCUUGUACAGGUUAGGCAACUGGAUGAUUCACUUGCACAAGCAAUGCAAGUUGCAAGCAAUCCAGAGGAGUGGAAAUCACGGGGCAUUAAGCUAUAUCAUGAACAUAACUACGAAAUGGCCACAAUGUGCUUUGAAAGAGCUGGUGAUACAUAUUGGGAAAGAAGGUCAAAAGCUGCCGGCCUUAAAGCUAUGGCUGACCGUAUGCGAAAUUCAAAUCCUGAAGAGGCCAAUUCCAUUCUUAGGGAAGCUGCUGAAAUAUUUGAUGCUAUAGGCAAGGCAGAUUCUGCUGCCAGGUGUUUCUCUGAUUUGGGCGAAUAUGAAAGAGCAGCUUGGAUUUAUUUGGAUAAAUGUGGCGUGUCUGAUCUGGAAAGAGCUGCGGAAUGUUUUUCUCUAGCAGGAUGCUACAAAGAGGCUGCAGAUGUGUAUGCCAAGGGAAACUUUUUCUCUGAGUGUCUCACUGUUUGUGUGAAAGGAAAACUGUUUGAAAUGGGUUUGCAAUACAUCAAUUAUUGGAAACAGCAUGCAACAGAGGACUGUGUUGUGGCUAGACGAGGUGAAGGAAUAGAUAAAAUUGAGCAAGAAUUUCUGGAGAACUGUGCAUUUCACUAUUAUGAGUUGAAAGAUGACAGAUCCAUGAUGAAAUUUGUUAAAGCUUUUGAUUCUAUAAUAUCGAUGCGGAACUUUUUGAAGAAGUUAGGUAUCCUUGAUGAGCUUCUUUUGUUGGAAGCAGAAUUUGGAAACUAUCUUGAAGCAGCGGACAUCGCAAAGCUAAAAGGCGAUAUUCUACUCGAAGCUGAUUUUCUUGAAAAGGCAGGCAAGUCCAGAGAGGCGUCAUUACGUAUUCUAUUCUAUGUGCUUGCCAACUCUCUUUGGUCAUCUGGCAGAAAGGGCUGGCCCAUACAACAGUUUUCACAGAAGGGGGAGAUUUUAUCAAAAGCCAUGUCAUUUGCUAAGAAUGAAACAGAAAGCUUUUAUGAGCUUGUUUGCACUGAGGUUGACAUUCUGUUAAACGAGCAGAGUAACUUGGCUUUGAUAAAGAAUCAUAUGGAUGUUUGUCAGAGGCAUAAGAGUAUUAGAGGUGAAUUAAUAUCUGCUCGAAAAAUAUUGGAUGCUCAUAUUUCUUCCAGCGCCAAUAAGUAUGUGUGGGAUGAUCUGAUCAAGUGCUCGGAAGACAGAAUAUCUGAAAAUCAGGUAUCUAUAGAUUCACUGAUUUACUUCUGGAAUUUUUGGAAGGAUAAAGUUGCUUUAAUUUUUGAAUAUCUUGGAUGCCUUGAAACCCAAGAUGUUAAUGAAUACAAAAGCUACGGAGAGUUUUGUUUUGAUUACUUAGGAGUGUGGAGAUUGUAUCAUAAUCUUAGUCCAGUCUAUGUUUUACUCAUAUCUGGUGCUGAUUGGGUUCGAGGUGUGGACAAAAGAUAUUUUAGAAGUCAUGGAAAGUUGGUCUCCGUUCAUGUUCACCAGCUUGUCUCAGCUGCUCGCAAUUUUUGGAGUUCAGAAAUGCUUUCUGUUGGCAUGAAAGUUUUGGACAAGCUUGAAAUUCUUUACAAGUUUCCAAUGAAGAAUGCUGAUCAAGUGUUCUGCCAAAGCAGGUGCCUUACCCAUAUUUGUGAGGUCUCACUAUAUCUUUUGCAAUCAAAAUGUUUGAAGCUAAAGUAUCAGGAUAUGUUGAGAUUGCAGAGAUGUGUAAGGCUUUCAACUGAGAGUGUUGUUACGCACAUAUUUCCUAUGGAUUGGAGGAGUUCAUUGAGGGAGAAUAUGAUUUCUCUUAGAAGAACUGAUGCUCUAAAGAAGGCACUGGAACAAGUAAUAGUUGAGUAUACCAGCUCGAAGAGGGAGCUGUCUUUUGGGCAAAUUGGAAGGCUUGUAACAGUUAUUCUCGGGUCCGGUAAGCUGAAUAGUGAACUAUACGAAAAGCUUGUGGAAAAACUGGACUGCCAACAGCCAUGGAUGGCGUUCAUUGAGAACCUCUGUGGGAAUGUUGGCCCUGGAAACACCAGUCUAGAACCGAGAGAGGUUUCUGUAAUGUUGAAGUUCUGUGGAGCUUUGGUUGAUACUUAUAAUGCGAACUGGAGGGUUGUUAAUGAUUACAUAUCACCUGGUUGCUUUUUGUACCUUGUGGAGCGCCUUCUGUUUUGGGCAACUCGCUUUAAGGGUUGUGCUAUCACUACAAGUUCUUGCUUUAUUGAGUGGCUUAUGUACCAAGAGGAAGAUACCAAAAUAAGUUCCAUAGUUGCUGAUGUGCCAUCAUCUUUGGAUGACAUCCUUCAUUUUGUGAUUUAUAUGGUUCAGGGGUGUGUUUUUAAUAAGGGGGAUAUGGUUGAAUGGAUUAAAAAGACCAAUGCAAAUUGGAAGAACUAUUAUUCACAGCUCAUGUUGAGAUUUGUUACUGUUUUAUGCUUGGUUUAUGUGAAUUUUGAUAUGGGUCAAGAUAUACUCUACCAUUUGCUGGGGAAGGAAUAUAUCACCGAGCAGCUGCCAUGGGAAUUUUCUGACGCCCUUAAGAGGAGGAGACACAAAUCUCUUAGUAUAAAUGUGAGUGAGCUAGGUGCAGCUUUUCGGAAGAUUGGUAAUACUUUGGUAGUUGCAGAUUUUGGGUCCAAUUGUGCAAGGAUCGUAUGUCCAGAUGCCAUAUUUUUUGACAUGAAGGCCAACCAUUCCAAGGAUGACAUUCUGAGGAAGUUGUUUCCUAAACCACCUGUACUACCAGCUUCCCAAGCUAGAUCUGUUGAAGCAGGAGGCAAUAAUUCUGGCAGUCGUGUGCUUCAUGCAACCAAUUAUGAGGGGAAGAGUUCUAAGAUCCUGCCAUCGAACUCUGGUGUGGUGGAACCAUUACAGACUGAUGCUGCAUCUGAUAAGCCGAGUGAUGCUGGGGACGGGGCCAGUCACACUACAGUUGAGAAAGAUUGCAUAACCAAUGGGUCAAAUCCAAAGUCUCUGCACAUUGAUGCUGCUUCUGAGCCGGGCGAUGCUGGGGACAGUCACACUAAAGAUGAGGAAAGCUGCAUAACCAAAGAGUCAAAUCCAAAGUCUAAGCAAGCUGAUGUUGCGGCUUCUGGAUCCCAAUCUGGCAGUAAGGAAACUGGAAACAAGGGGAAGAAAAAGGGCAAGAACAAGAAGCCCAAGAAGAAAGGAGGCAAAAAGUAACCAUCACAUGUUAAUAUAUAUUAUAUAUAUGCUAUGUGAAUCUUGUUAUGUUGGAACUUGAUGGUUCUUUUGAUAUAUAUAUAUGUCAGACAAUUAUCUUU
Prunus persica (peach) is the source of this 8228-nucleotide messenger RNA. RefSeq lists its product as uncharacterized. The transcript is spliced from 12 exons. NCBI's taxonomy places the organism in Eukaryota, Viridiplantae, Streptophyta, Magnoliopsida, Rosales, Rosaceae. The record is from RefSeq and is a predicted model, not a curated record. Gene Ontology annotation, molecular function: helicase activity; ATP binding. The coding region runs from base 1 to 8127 and encodes 2708 amino acids.